UUCCUCUGCUUUUCAGCUUUCCCCCAAGAGGUCCACCUCAUCUGCAAGACGAAGGCGUGAAGGAGGAGUCCAUAGCCGAGCACUUCGCUGCCAUACGUUCCGGUUCCAAAAGCAGCGAGUGGUCGGUAUAUUCCUCGGUAAAGUCAUGCGAUAAAGUAUCCGACGCAACACAAUGCUGCAACCAUCACCACCCUCUCAACAAUCACCAUCCCUGCCGCCCCCGGAGUCCUCAUCACCAGCAGACUGCCUCGCCUGCCGCAUCACGGGCACCGCAACCUGUAUCGGCGUCGCGACCUACGUAUUAUACGAGCGCAGCCAGCUGACCUUCGACCCUGCGGCGUCGACCUCACGCAAUGCACUCAGGAAUUUCAAGUGGCAUAGAGGGUUGUUGGGUGUUAUGGGCGCCGGUUUCAUCGGAUUGGGUGUGUUUCGGGCUACGAUGUGAGAGAUAGCUUUUACCGCGAUGUCCGGACGCUUCUCCGAUCUUGUCGCUGGGACGAAAUGGCUAGUGUGAAAAUCUUCGCUACUGGUCCGUUGAGCCUCCUCAUCAGCGGUAUCAGCGGACCCGUACUGGCGUAUACACACAAGAAAACGCUAGGCGUGCCUUUGCGCGCUAGGGCUGGUG
Messenger RNA from Fimicolochytrium jonesii, 625 nucleotides. RefSeq lists its product as uncharacterized. Lineage: Eukaryota; Fungi; Chytridiomycota; Chytridiomycetes; Spizellomycetales; Powellomycetaceae. Bases 173 to 445 code for a protein of 90 amino acids. The record is from RefSeq and is a predicted model, not a curated record. The transcript is spliced from 2 exons.